AGACCAUCACCCUUUCUGGACCACCUUCCAGGCUUCACAGUUUGGGUGAACAUGUCGGCCAGCCCCUUGCUCUAGUGGCGCUGUUAAUUGAUGCCAGGUUGUGGAAUAAGGCCUCUUAUGGAUGAGAAAUUAACAGAGACUCGUAUUGUAGGUGGACAUGAUGCUAAGCUUGGGUCUUGGCCAUGGCAAGUUAGUCUUCAACAUUAUACUGCUGGUAUAGGAUAUUUCCAUAUGUGUGGUGGAUCUUUAAUCAAUAACAACACAGUGGUGUCAGCAGCACACUGCAUUAAAAAAUGGAGGAACCCAGCUUUUUGGAGGGCUGUGAUUGGCUUGCAUCAUCUUUAUGAACACAACUCUCAUACUGUAAAGCGCCGGAUCAGUACUAUCGCAUCCCAUUCUAGUUAUGAUUCGGAAACCUAUGAAAAUGAUAUUGCCUUGUUUACGCUAAUAAAAUAUAUCAAAUUCAAUGAUUAUAUUCAGCCCAUCUGCUUACCUGACGCUCCUUUGACUAAUGACGAGUACCCAUGUUACAUAGCUGGAUGGGGAAACACAAAGGAGAAAGGUAGUGGCAAAUUAAUAUUACAAGAAGCUCAGGUAGACAUUAUUCCACUGAGAGUGUGCAAUAGAUAUGAUUGGUAUGGAGGAAUAAUAACAAAGAAUAUGGUUUGUGCUGGCUCUGCAAGUGGACGUGUUGACAGCUGCCAGGGAGACAGCGGUGGACCUUUGAUGUGUUAUUUUCCAAAUAUCACCAAGUACUAUCUGGUAGGAAUCACCAGUUUUGGGUAUGGUUGCGGCAGACCAAAAUCUCCAGGAAUCUAUGUCCGUACAGUUAACUACAGAAGCUGGAUAGAUUCACAUCUGCUUGACAAAGCCACCACUGCGAGUAUUCAGUGGUUCCUGAUCUUUUUGACCGUUGAGUGGGCAGUCUUAUAAUUUUCAGAAUUAAACCAAUAGUAUAAUAUAUAUAUUUAUAUGCUAGGUUGUAAACGAUUAUAAGAGAUGCCAAAUGUUAUAC
Messenger RNA from Rhineura floridana, 1015 nucleotides. Its product is annotated as transmembrane protease serine 12-like. The record is from RefSeq and is a predicted model, not a curated record. Gene Ontology annotation, biological process: proteolysis. Lineage: Eukaryota; Metazoa; Chordata; Lepidosauria; Squamata; Rhineuridae. Gene Ontology annotation, molecular function: serine-type endopeptidase activity. Bases 91 to 933 code for a protein of 280 amino acids. The transcript has 5 exons.